AUGACCCGCAACUCGAUGCCUCCAAUCAUUCACCAACUCCAAAACGCAGAGUCCGUAUCGUCCCAAGUAUCAAUCCUCCGGAAUCUUAAGAAUGAGACAAUUGGUCAUGACCAACGGAAGGAGACCUGGGUCAGGUGGGGGAUAAUUCCGAUCCUGGCUCAAGUGCUUGCGUUGCGCCAACCUACCGGCAAGAAUGUCGCAACUUCGGAGCUCAAUGGAGUUAGCGAUUGGAGCUCUUCUAAGCCAAAAUCGGAGCAAGACGAAGCGUGCUUACAGGCGAUUAUCGUUCUUGGUAGCCUAGCACAAGGCGGCCCGGCUUUCCUCUCUCCCAUUUUGGCCAGCGGCAUCCUGUCGAACCUUCUUUCUAUUCUGUCGACUCCCGAUUGCCCUACCUUUCUCUGCUUGCCCAUUCUCCGCACUCUCAACAACAUCGCUGAUCGGCUGCCACUGCGAAGCCAACACGAUCGCCCGGUGGAUACUCGUCUAGCCGAAUUGCUUUUCCAGAAGGAAUAUGUGGAAUGUCUGGCCCGUAUACUUGGACAGGAUUAUAGUACCCACCAGGCUCAGGCAUCGAUUGAACUUACCGCGUCGCUCAUUGGCAAACUGUGCACGGAAGAAACACACAAGGCUCUUUUGGCUGACUGUGGGGUGCUGGAUGCCCUAUCUGUCAAGGUUGCCUCCUUUGUUGUCGCUCAAGGGUUCGUUUUGCCCGGUGCCGAGCAGCAUGUCGGGGCGCCUGGGGCUCUAGGGGCGCUUCCGACCCCCGCACCCCUAUCCGCCAAACUAGCACCCAUCCUUCGUGCGGUUGCAAUCAUCAUCGAGCACUCGAAAUGGCGCGCGGAACACUUCCUCUCAUCCCCUGGAAUUUUGACGGUCUUUCCAAAGCAGCUGCCGGACUUCGCGCCAGGUGAUGUCAAAAAAGGUCCUUGGGGCUCUACCUAUCUGUCCGGAUCUGCCGUACCACGUCAUCCUGGUGCGAGUCCAAUCGAGCAUCUCUUACCGUCCGUUCCCAUUCCGCAGCUAAAGAAUUCACCAAGCGCAUUGAACUUCCCACCUUUGGGUCAAGGGAGCCGUCGACACAACCAGCCGUUUCCCACCCCUUUUUCGCUCUUCGAAACACCGGCUGCCGAAGAUGACGAAAAUACCAUCAUACCCUGGCUAUUGUAUGUCCUCCGGUCUGAGAGUGGCAUGGUACGACUGAUGGCAGCCCGCCUGGUUACUGUACUGUUUCGCCUAGGUCUCGCCAAGAAGCACCGGGUUUCUAUGUUCGGAUUCCUGUUGAUCCCCAUUCUAAUUCGAAUGCUGGACAAGGAAUCUGAUAUCUGGGGAGGGGAAGACAAUGGGUCUGAAGGCUUAAUCCCCAUAACCAAACGUCUUCGGGAAGAAGCGCCAGCAGUGCUGGCCUUGUUGGUAAUGGAUGAUCAAGAGUUGCAACGACAUGCGGUCGAGGGUGGGGUGAUUAAGCGGCUUUCUCAGCUUCUAAAGGAGUCUUAUAACCCGUUGCAGGAGACCACGCGGCCGAUGUGGCAUGCGGAAGAAGAAGAAAGUGAGCAGGGAUCUAAAAGAUCACAGACCCCGGAGUGUCAACUCGGCCCUCCGGGGCUUUCUCCGAUGCACUGCCAUGUGAUGCGGUACCGGGAGAAUAUCCUCAAAGCUCUAGCAGCCCUGAUCCCUUUCAAGGAUGAAUACCGCAAAGCAGUCUGUGAAAACGGAGUAGUGCCCUACAUUAUCGAUUCUCUCAAGCCGUCCUCGAGUGAGGCGCCUACGGAAGUGUCCAACCCGAAGAAUAGUGCAGCAGACGGCAACCCGACGCCAACAUUAUUGGCCGCCUGUGGUGCCGUUCGAAUGCUUACCCGAUCCGUUAGUGCUCUGAGAACCAGCCUGAUAGAUGCGGGUGUUGCAUCCCCAUUAUUUGUCCUCAUCAGACACCCGGAUAUUGAGGUGAGGAUUGCUGCAACGUCGGUGAUCUGUAAUCUGGUGUUGGACUUUAGCCCAAUGAAGGAGGCUAUCAUCUCUGCCGAAACUCUUCCUCUUCUCUGCGAGCACGCUCAUUCGUCGAACACGAAACUUCGAAUCGAGUCUCUUUGGGCACUGAAACAUGUGUCCUACAAUGCUACUAAUGAUAUCAAAACCAGAAUAGUCGACGCUUUAAGUCCCGACUGGAUCAAGCAGAUUAUUACGCAAGACCCGACAAGAGCUGCGGUCAAGCGAGGGCUGAAUGCAGAUAUGGAAAGUAUCACCCCGGUAGGCAUGGGGCGAGCUAAUUCGGCUGGAGAGCAAGUUGACUUAUUGAAUCCCGUCGACGACUCCCAGGACGAUGAUGAAGAUAUGAAUAUGUCGGAUCCAAUCCCCCAGUCCAAGAUAAGUCUGGGCUCAUUCCUUCCGGAUGCGAGCCGACGGCGCAAACUGGCCCUGAGCGGUGACCUGGAUCAGACAACGCAAGCUCGGCAGGAUGAUAUUGCGGUGCAGGAACAGACGCUUGACUUGGUCCGAAACCUGAUCUGUGGGCACGAGUCCUCAGAGGUCAUUGAUUAUUUGUUCAAACAUAUUGGCGAAGAUGUGAUCCUGGAUGCGCUGGCGGACAAACUGCGACCGCGAUCGAUACCACUUCCUCCUCGACAGCAGUCGCCGACAGGUAGAACAAAACUCCACGUUCCGACCGAGAUUGUGGCAUCUACUACAUAUGUCUUGAUCCAUCUCGCCGCGAGUCUUCCUCGGCAUCGUGACCUUUUGAUGAAGCACCGCGACCUGUUGCCCAACAUGAUGAACUAUUUCAAUCACGACCACCGCGACGUGCGGGCGAACUGCGUCUGGGUGAUCAUCAACCUGACAUAUCCAGAUGACAACACUGACCGGGAUGCGUCUAGCGGACGAGCAUUCAGACUACGGGCCCUUGGCGUCCCGGAUCGACUUAGCAGCUUGUUAGAUGAUCCAGAUCUGGAUGUGCGCGAACGGGCCAAGACUGCCGAUCAUCUACUCCGGUCAGAUAACGAUAGGUCCGGGCGAACAUGA
Molecule: messenger RNA, 3012 nt
Organism: Aspergillus chevalieri
Lineage: Eukaryota; Fungi; Ascomycota; Eurotiomycetes; Eurotiales; Aspergillaceae
Product: armadillo repeat protein
Exons: 3
Coding region: 1-3012 (1003 amino acids)
Biological process (GO): proteasome-mediated ubiquitin-dependent protein catabolic process
Cellular component (GO): GID complex
Molecular function (GO): protein binding
Source: RefSeq, a predicted model, not a curated record